Molecule: messenger RNA, 2586 nt
Organism: Nylanderia fulva
Lineage: Eukaryota; Metazoa; Arthropoda; Insecta; Hymenoptera; Formicidae
Gene: Sytbeta
Product: Synaptotagmin beta
Biological process (GO): calcium-ion regulated exocytosis
Cellular component (GO): plasma membrane; exocytic vesicle
Molecular function (GO): phosphatidylserine binding; SNARE binding; clathrin binding
Source: RefSeq, a predicted model, not a curated record
AGAAGUUCAGUCGUUGACGCGCCGUGAAACCAGUAACAACAUCACAUUGGGUUUUAUUGGGGGUUUAUAAAAAAACGAAUGUAAUAUCGGGAAAUUUCGCCGAUCUUGACGUUUCUGACGUGCAAUGUACUCUUAAUACGUCUAUUACAUAAUUGACAAUUAUUUCGCGUUCGGCACGAAUUAACGUCGCAUCGGAAGCAGCGAGAACUCGAAUCGAUAUUUCGUAAAUAGUGUUGAAUCUCGCGAAAGAUAAAUAAUCGGAUUAUCUGACAAUCCGAUUGCGUUACCAGUCCGGGCGGACCAUAUCGUCGAUUUAUCUACUGAAUGGGCGGACUCUAUUCGCCGUCUCUCUACUGAAAGUCUGUUUGACUACGACAGGAUCUUCCACUUAUCGUCUUCGACGAAUUCGGUUAUCUCUCUCUUCGGCUUUCGCGCAAAAACAUCGAGCGACUGUGUCGAACAAAGAUAAAGGAGACGCGGAAGAAAUAGAAUGGUUUCUUCCGCGGUAUUCGGAGCAGCUGCCGGCACGGGAUUAGCCCUAGUGGUGGCGAUGACGAUCGUAAUUUAUCGUUACUAUGCCAUGAAGCGGAAAGGAAAGUGGAGCUGGAGCGAUCUGGAUCGCUGGCCGGAUCCGCCGCGCAUCAACAACAGCGGCAGCAACGAGCAGCCCCGUCAUCAACAUCACUGUCACGCAUCAACGGCGUCCCACGUGCUUGACUGCUGGCGGAAGCCGCAAAAAAGUUACUAUGCUGUGCAGACCGCGGAAUUUAACAUUGCGAAGGAGCAACAUGCGGUACAACCAUCGACGACCGAAUCGGGCUUACCUCAUCAGAGUCGCAGCUACCCGGGCGGCGGCGGUCGUACUCUGGCCAGGAACUCGUCCGUCAGCUCGCAGAGCUCGCUCGAGGGUGCGCCCUGUUCUUCCAGUCAUCGCGGAUCGUCGCCCCAGAUCAGGGCCUUCGGCCCGGACGGCCGGCAUCAUGGUCGACACGAUCCCUUGCACGCCGCCUCCUCGUAUCCACCCAGCAGAAACUCGAGGUCUCCUUCGCCAGCCCGGGUGGCGUCCUUGGAUGCACGUUGUGCAAGUCCUGCAAGUAACUCGAGCAGCCUGCAUAGCGGAAAUGCGUCGCCUUCGCAGACCUCUUUGUCGUCCGUGGCAACGGGCGUAAGUUCUACUUGCGGUUGUUCGCCGAUGAAUGCCAUUCAAAGUACUUCCAGACAGACCGGUCGUUGCUUAUCGCCUCUCCUCAUCCCGCCGCCACGUGCUUCCAUAAGUAGCGACGGUGGGCCGAUACCGCCUGCUUCUCCACUCGGUUCUUUACAACCGGAUCUCUAUCAAAGACGAGACGGUCCUGUCUUUCUCAGCGCUCGCAGGACAGGGAAGCACUUGGGCAGGCUUCAUCUGCGCCUGAGAUACGACUUCGAUAAAUCGGACUUGGAUGUGCACCUGAUCGAGGCCCACGAUCUCGCCGGUAGCGAUCAGGGUGGUUUUAACGAUCCCUACGUGAAGCUGAGCCUCAGCCCGGAAGUGGACAGCAGGAAGAGGCAGACGCAGAUCCAUCGAAAUGAUCCGAAUCCGUUUUUCGAUCAGCACUUCAAGUUUCCCGUCAGCUACGAGGAGCUGCAGGAGAAGACUCUAGUCUUGCAGGUAUUCGAUUACGAUCGCUUCUCGAGGAACGACGUGGUGGGUUCGCUGAGGGUGGCGAUGGACAGCCUAGAACUGGUCUCCUCUACUUCCCCGGUGGAGGUCUUUGGUGAAAUAGCGAGAGAGCGCAAACCGCCGGAAGAGAUUCAAGAGGUCUUGGUUUCGUUGUCUUACUUACCGAGCGCCGAGAGGCUCACGGUACUCAUGAUGAAGGCGAGAAAUCUGUUUCCCCAACAGGAUAAGGAGACCUUGGAUCCUUUCGCGAAAGUCAGCCUACUUUGCGGCGAAAGGCGAGUAAGAAAAAAGAAGAAAACAGCUGUUAGGAGAGCGACUAUGAAUCCUGUUUGGAACGAAGCGAUGUCAUUCAACGUACCUGCCUCGUCUUUAGCCUCGUCAGCUAUAGAGAUAUGCGUGCUGGACUCGAGCAGCGAGCUGAUGAGCGGAAACGCCAUCGUCGGCUCCUGCAUCAUCGGUCCAGCCACAGGUACGGACAGCAGCCAGGGACGAGAGCACUGGCUCCAGAUGACGCAGUCACCGAGGAAGCAGAUCGCGGAGUGGCACACGUUACAUUAAUCAAACGAGAGCCUGCGUUCGAUCGCCCUCAAACGUAAUUCGCGUGUCCUCGUUUAUUCGAGGGAAAUCGACAAUCUAUCGUCGUAACGACGGAUAGUCGAAUAGUAUAUAUAAAUAUCACGAAUAAUAUACCUGCACCUACACCACGAAAUACGUACCUAGCGAUAUUGCAUGUAAAAUGGCAAGGAACAACGUGUAUUUCCUAUAUCCCUUUCGAAAAAGAAAAACAUAAGAAAAGAUGACGAUGACCUAUUAAAAAAAAAAAAGAAACCGUAUUCUUCUGCACUUUUAUAUAGGUAUUGUAUUAAUGGCCGUUGAAGAUUUUUGUGACAUAUCGUUUGGAAUUCGGUGUCGAUGCGCGAGAAAAA